CAUACAAAGAACGAACCUACCCAGCAACCCUUUCCCUCAGAAAUGGAUGCUCCAUUCUCCCCGAGCGUUUGAAUCUGCUCUUGGGAUUCCUUCUUCCUCCGCUUUUCCAACAUCCAUGGCACAUGCGCACUUCACCCGAACAUCCCGGAACACGAAGAAGAGAAUCUUUUACUUCCGUCGUAGUUCUUGCCUGGAUACCAAAGACGCGGACAUUCAAUUCGCGGAAGAUGAGGAUGAACCUGACAGGGAUUUACCACGUGUUUUUAUUUUUUUAAUACCCACUUACCUAAACUGUGACUCAUUAAUGGAACGGGUACUAAUCACAGUGACUAGUUCCUGAUCCUUGUGGUUUUAAUUAUAUUUAUAUCUAAAGAUGAGUAGUGCUUCAAGGCAAUCUCGGGCAUCUCGGAGUCUGAGCCCGCCAAAAGGAAAAGAAGAAUCAACGGAUCGGGAUCAGCACACUUGCGAUAGAUGCCACAAAAAGAGUAGAAAAGAAGAUGACAGUAAAAUCCCUCCACCCAAUAUGACCGACAAGUCACAACAAACAAGACUCGGUCACGAAAAACCACAAGAGCAUCAGCAAUGGCGAUAUGCCAGUAAUGCCCGACGACCAAGCUCUAAACAGUCUUGUGUUCCAAAUGAUUCAACAACUAGGACUUCUAGACAAGCAAGCAUUAUUUGUACGAAGCAUGAAAAGGAAAAAGUGAAAAUGCAGUCAACUAUAGAAAAACUUCAAGAAGCUUUCUGUGAUAAAGAAUCUAAGUUUCAGGACACGAAAUCUCAAUUAGUCAGGGAAAGACGAAUGUCCGAAAUUAUGGAGAGGCAGCUGAAAAACGCUCGAAAUCUAUCCGAGCAAUUAGGCCGAAUUAUUCAUGAUCGAGAGCAAGAAAUACGAACUCUAAAAAAUUUACUCAAUAAAAGGCAAGACACUAAAAACCUAUCAGAAGCCGCCGUUCAGGCGGCCAUGAUUAAAGCAGCAAGAACAGACAGGAGAAGAUCAACAUCUAAAGAUGAUUUUCAGUCAUCAAUGCGAAGGAGUUCUUCAACAAGUGACCACACAGAUUGUCCUAGCCUAUCAUCUGCAUCUGUCGAUAAAAUGCUGAAAGAAGUUCAUACCCUGAUCGAUGGACUAAAAAUUAAAGACGAAGCAAUUAAGGGGCUUCAGGAGGAGUGUACCAGAAGACUAGACAAAAUACAGAUUCUCCAGCGCAGUGUUCAGGUUUUACAAGAUCAGCUGACUCAGAGCACGCAACACCACAGCAGUGUCUGUCAAGAGAAAGAUAACAUGAUAUCUCAAUUGCAACAUUCACUCAAAGAAUCGGAAGAUACUGUCAAAAGUCUACUGAGCGAGAAGACCAAAGUCGUCAUCGAAGGUGAGAAUACGAUACAAGAGCUACAAGAGAUCAUCCAGCAGAAAGACGUGAUGCUGAAAAGGAUACAAAAUCAACUUGAGGAGGCACUCGACACAAAGGAAACCGAAUUACAACAGCUUAGAGACACCUUGGAUUCUAGGCAGAAAGAUAUAGAUGCAAAACAACGAGAUCUGGAGGAAUCACACGAAGAACUCUUUAGGAGUCAAAUGGAGAGUGAAUCCCUCAAAAUCGAGCUAAACCAGGAAAAAUGCAGCCUAAACAAGAUGUCGGAGGAGAUUAACUCACUGGUGGAUAAACUGACCAAAGCAGUGGAGGAAAUGGAGGCGACCAAAUUAGAGUAUCACAAAAAAGACGAAAGGUUAAAAAACACGCAGAAGAAGAUUCAGGAAAUGUAUUUGAUUUUCUUAAGUGACCAAGAUGUGACGGAGAAGUUGAAACAUCUAUAUAGAUCUAGACGAGAGUAUACGGGAAGAAAAGUUCUGUCAGAAGAGGAUGUGUUUGAAAAAAUACUCAUUUCAAACAUGAGGCAUGAAAAUAAAGGAAAACAUGGAACUGUUGCAAAUCAACAGAUUCAUAAGCAACAGUUGGCAGAGCUUCAACAGCAGGUGAAUGAUUCGCAAGCAGUGUGUAGUAUUUUACAGGAACAGCUGAAGGAAGUGACCGAUUUUCUGGACCAACUUCUUCACAUAGAUAUCUCACCCAAAAAUCUUCCUGCUCUGUCACUUAUCAAGCAUUAUGGAAAACACCUGAAAACUCCCACUAGCAUUUUAUCUAAAGAGCGAGUAGCACCAGACGGAAUAUCAUCUAAUAGCCAACUCGAUAUGGAAUUCUCAAGACAGACUACUCUUGAAGAUGAUGAGGAGUGUCAAGACAACUCCAAUAUCAAUUCUUCACAUAAUUAUAAAAUGUCCGAUCGUCCUGGUAGUUACGAAAAUAUGAACUACUAUGAUUCCGAAUGCAGAGAGUAUUACGUGAAUAAUAAAUCUUUGUCAGCCGAAAACUUGAAGGAAAGCAAUCAUUUCUCUCUUUCAACAACAAAUAUCGGUGGACAAAUUAGAGAAACAUCGGAUAUGGUUCCAAUCUCCGUAUCGAUCCAAGGAGCCAGUUCUGACAGCGAUGAAAUAAUCUUACUGUUGAACGACCGCGAAGUGACCCAAGGCAACAACACGUCCAGCGAAGCCACAAAACUGAAAAAAAGAUCAAGACCAUCCGUAGUGUCACCGCCUUUUCCCAGAGGGCUGAAGAUCACUGAAAACUACGGUUCUGAUGGCAGCAUCAACACCAGAGAAAACUCCAGCAACGUCAUAGAACGGUCAGUCAGUUUCGGAAGUUUCAGCGAUUCUGUCCUCAUGUCCUAUGAGCAAUCUGAGAGGGGUGCAUCAGACGAAAGUAGUGGGAUGGUCAACAACCGAUGUGUCCGUUCCAUCGAUAUGAUGGACCUUAUACCUGUUGGAAAUAUCGAAAUGAAAGGAGGAAUUUUUCUUUCAUCUGAUUCGGACAUUUGGUCAGAGCCAGAUACAACAUUGUCCAGACAAAGAAUGGGUUUUGGUAUUGAAGAGACAAGUUUGUCUUCAGAUUAUUCGACAACUUACGUUUCUGAUGAACAACACAAGCGAAAGGUUGUUUGUCCUCAAAGCAGAUGUGAUUCUAGGAGAAGUAGGCAUCGUGUAAUACAUGUAGCAACAAAAAAGACUGCGAACAAGGUGAAACGUUGGCUGGAGAAGUUAAAAAAUUAUCUGCGAAUGUUUGAAGAAGCUAAUUUUCAGUUAACAGACGAAAUAAAUAACCUCUGCGAUGUAAGGAACCAAAUGAAUGUUAUUCUUUCAUCUGAAGAAAAGGUUGAAAACUCAGAAUCAAUUCUUUACGAUCUCUCUGAGUAUAUUCGAUUGAAUUUCCUGAUGCAGAAAAAAUUAGAGAAAUCCAUUCAUUUUAAUCGUCAGCUCAUUGAUGUCUUCCAAAGGAAUAUUUCUUGUCAAAAGAAGCCAAUUCUAGAAAAUGGGCUAGUUGUUAAACAAACACCAACAAAACAUCCAGUGAGACAUUCAAGGCGACAUUCAAACAAAAGAAAUCCAUCCCCUCCAUAUACAGAAGACAUAGAUGCUGUGGCUCUGCGUAAAACUUACGAAGAUCCAGACAUUCAUUCCCAGUUAGUUGGUUACCACGCUACCCUUAUGUCUUGUCAGGACAUGAUCAAAGAUCUUCAUGCACAGUUGAAAGACAGACACUGCAGCGAGAUCAUGAACAAGCAUGAAUUGAACAGAACAGUGUACGGCUAUUUGGAAGACAUUGACCACUGCAUUGACGACUUGUGUAAAAAGAUGGAAACAAGCACUGGGGAAAGCCCCAGCCAAAGUUACAGUUUCAAAUCAACGUUUAGUAACAAUGUAGCUGGUAACGAAACACCGGAAGACCACGUUUAUGAGAAUCAAGAAGUGUAUGCAAACCCUCUGAUGGACAAGCUGAAAGAAAAUGAAGACAGACUGCUCAGGUUCGAGGUGCUAUUGAAUGACAAGGAACAACAGCUCAAACUGUCAGCUGAAAAUGCUUUGCAGUUAGAGGAACAGCUUAGUGGUAUAAAACAAUCACUGUAUGAGAUCCAGAUGGAAAAUCUGGAACUAAAGGAGUGUUUGGAAUUAAGUGAGAACAAACAAUUAGAGAUGGAGGACUCCUCGAAUCAAAUGCUCAGAGAAUUGCAAAUGACAAUGCAGAGGUUAGCCGACUUGGAGGAGAGAUUCAGGUGCUUGAAUGAUCAGCAACUCAUUCAGAAGAAUGCAGAGAAAACUUUAUAUCCUGUUCCAUAUAAUUAUCACAAUGGUGAUGUAUGGGAGGACAGUAACACUUCAAACAUUCCAACACAUGAAAGACCCACCCCCACAUACACGAGAGAUUGGGAGAGUGAGGACUAUUGACGAUAAUCUGGAAACGUGCUUAACAGGUGUUUUAAUUUAUGGUUAGUUUGAGCUUAAAAAUUUGACAUAUAUUAUUUUAACACACCAUUAUUUGAUAAAAAAAAAAAAAUAUGAAUAUUACACAGGUUGGUAAAAAUAGACAAAUGUUUUAGCAGAAAUGAUGCCUCAUACAAUCCAAGUAGGAAUAAAUAAAAUUACACAUGGUUAAAAAUAGUUUUGUAAAGUUAAUAUUUCAGGAGAACACUCCUUUUAAAUUGAAAUUUUACCAUUUAUCUUCUAAAUUGAGUCCUUAAUAUUUUAUCAAUUAUCUUUGAUCAGAAUAUUUCCCUGUAGUUAUUAAGGGGAAAAAAACAUUCUUUGCAUUUUAAAAUAAGUUCUUUCUUUUUUCUUUUGGAAAAUUUGAAAAUAAGAAUCUCCCAAGAAGCAAUAGAUCUGUGAAAUUUUUAUUCAAACCUUAUUUUUUUUAAAAAUAUGUUUAAAAUCUACACAUAUGACAGAAAAGUUUUGAUAUUUUAGAUAAGAUAUAAGAAGAAAAAAAUUAAAUUCUUGACAGUAAGAAGAAAAAUUGGUUGCAAAUAUUCAAAAGGAGACAUUUGAAAACAGGAAUAAAAAUACUUUCAAAGAAUAUGAUGUCUAGGGACCUGUGGACUACAUAGAAGUUGUAAUAUUUUUCAAAAAAAUACCCUAUUUCUGAACAAUUUGAAAAUAUGGCUUAUCAUUAUAUUGCAUAAAGAUCUUCAAUUAAUUAAUGAAGUAAUCUUUAGACAAUGUAUAAAACAUCUCAUUCAGGUUAGAAGAAAUACAACUAUAAGACCAAACCAAAUAAGAUUGAUUCAAUCUGAGUUAAAAUUGAAAUAUUAUAUUUUAAUUAUAAAAAAAUAUAAUUCCAUUGAUUGAACAAUGUAGAAAAAGAUGGUGUUAGUCAUGCAAAAUAAUAAAAAUUUCAGUUUGCCCAAGCUAUCAGUUCUUGCUAAACAUUGCUCUUUAACUUUACCAACCAGUGUAACAUAUUUUAAAAUACCAAGAGGAUUUUUUUUUAAUAAAAAGGAAACCAAUCACAAUAAAUAUAUAUCUAUCCAUUUUUGUAGAGAUGUAAUUUUUCUGGUAAAGAGAGAACGCAGUAUUUUUUAAAUUGAAAGUUAAUAGAGUGCUUGAUAAUUGCUAUGGCAUC
Molecule: messenger RNA, 5453 nt
Organism: Parasteatoda tepidariorum (common house spider)
Lineage: Eukaryota; Metazoa; Arthropoda; Arachnida; Araneae; Theridiidae
Source: RefSeq, a predicted model, not a curated record